Gallus gallus (chicken) is the source of this 12375-nucleotide messenger RNA. It is a transcript of the gene GOLGA4, whose product is annotated as golgin A4. Bases 4728 to 11585 code for a protein of 2285 amino acids. The transcript has 28 exons. Gene Ontology annotation, molecular function: small GTPase binding. The record is from RefSeq and is a predicted model, not a curated record. Gene Ontology annotation, cellular component: Golgi apparatus. NCBI's taxonomy places the organism in Eukaryota, Metazoa, Chordata, Aves, Galliformes, Phasianidae. Gene Ontology annotation, biological process: Golgi vesicle transport.
CUGGGAGUUCGGUGUGCGGUAGCACCCGGUCCUGGUGUGCAGUGUUCCGGCUAAGGGGAAGUGGUUUUUUCCUCCCUUGUUUCCUUUCUGCAGCCAGGCUGGCUCCACGGUGUGCUGAGGUCCCGCUGCCUGCUGACGGGCUGUGUCCCCUACCGCCGGGCAGGCAGGCAGGCUGGGUCACCCCGAGGCAGGGAGAGAUUUGUUAAUAUACCAAACAAUUGAAAACAGAGCUCUUCUCACUUCCUCUCUGCUGUUUUGGUCACUAAAUUCUUAGUGAAGACUUCUAGAGGUAAGCACUGGAAUGUCAUGUUUUAUACUCAGACUGUAUUUAUGGGACCAUUUCUGUAAUUACUGUGGAUUUUUAUUCAUCUUAUACUUAAAUUUUUUUAGUAGUAAUGUGCUGAGCAGUUUCCAAAGAUCAGCUUGUUAAACAAAAAAUAAGAAGACACAGGCAUUAUUUUGAUCUGUACCAUUUACAUGCAUAUAAAUUAUGAAAUAUAUUAACAAUGUCUAUGAACUGAGAGUUUGUUAGAAACUUUUUUUUAAAUAAAGUGAAGUUAUAAUCUGAAAAAAGGAAUUUAGAAAUCACUGUACUGUAAAAUUUGAAAGUUUUAUAUUUACAUGGUAUGUUUAAUUUUCAUACAAAGCUUUUCAUUACUAUUCCACUGUAGGAACAACUAAGGAUGUAAGUGUUGUUAUCCUUAUAGACCUGAUAGUCAUCCCAGAGUCACAGACUUGUAGAAUUAACACACUCUUAAAUGAAUUUGUUUUGUUUGAUACAUACUAGCAAUUAAUGUACGCUAAACAUUAUCCUUUAAAACUCAGUUUAAAAUCAUGAUCUGUUCCAUGUGUGUUGUGUAUCCCCAAAAAGAGAUUGCGUAAAUGCUUGUUGAUUUUACUGGUGACACACAAACCACAUAAAGGAAAUCACCUCACUCUUACGUAGUCGUGCUGAGUCUGCAAAACUGACGAGCUGUGUCUAAAUUAAGCGUAAGCAACUUAAUGUGAAUUUUUUGGUAUGUACUCAGAUGUUUUUGCUAGUUACUUUGCUGACCAUUUACAUAUUUUCUAAGUAGACAGCAUUGGUAUAUACAGUUUAAACGUGGCUUCUCAAUACAUUUAGAUUUUAUAACUCACUGAAAUCUAAUUUAUUAGAUGGCCCCUAUGCCUGACAGCACCACUCAAAUUAUCUUGACCUACUACAGAGUUCCCAUUGGCUGUGAAAAGAUGAACAAAUUAUUAACAUAACCAAGACACAUCUACUACAGUUUUUUGUUUUCUUUGGAGAAUAUGGGAAGAGUUUUAAAUAUCUUUGCUUCCUACAUGAAAAAACAGCUCCUUCACAGUUCUCUUGUAAUACUCAACUGCAUAGAUUCACCGUAUAGUAAGAACAGCCUUUACCUCAUUUUCCCUAACAGCAAAACUGACCCUCAGCAUUUAAAACCAAAUGGAGCAACAGGGCCAACUUGAGAGAGAUGCUUCCUUUCCAUUACUGUUGUGCUUGCAUUCUGCUGCUUGCUGCUUCUGUGCACUCACUUCUUUGUAUAUCUGUCAUUAGUGGAUGCUUCCUUCAUAUAAGUACUGUUCAAUUAGAGAAGCAGGACACUGAAAUUGAAAUGUUAAAUUUGUGAGGCUCUCCCACUUUUUUUUUCCUUUUCAGAGAUGGUCAAAUUCUUUAAUUGCUUGGGAAAGCCAGUUGAAGGUAUGCUAGCAUCUUGUCAAUAUUACUUUUGGCUUUUUUUUUUCUUUUCAUGUCCUAAGCAGAUGCUGUUACUUCAGUCAUUGGAAGCUAUGAAUGCUAAACAUUUGCGACAGAAAAAGCCCGUACAUAUUAAACAGAUUGGGUUUAGUAAUUCCACUUACUAAACUGAAAAAUCAGCAUAUGCAGAAGCUUUGGAAGACUGGAAAUUAAGAAGUAUUUGCCUAUAAUGUACAGGCACGUAAGAUCUAGGGCAAAAAAUGCUUUUCCAAAUUAUGAUUAGGACAGUAAUCCCAAUCCCUGAAAUUUGGGACUACCAUGUUUUAGAAUCAGAAGUUCCUGGUCUUAAGAUAUCAGAGAAAUGCUGUGUCAACAGAAUUCAAACACUGGAAAACAAUGACAAAAAAUGCAAAAAAGUUCACAGAAAUUUUCACAGUACAUCAUCUAAAUUUAUAGUAAUUCAAAGUAAUUCUUCUAAAUUCAGUAUAGUUGGCACCCCGCUUUACUUGUCUGUAAAGUCUAACCCAUUGAUUUGUAUUUUGUUUAAUCAUUUACUUUAUUCAGGAUUGCAAGAUAGCAUGUCCCUCUCCAGCUGAAUUAGAAAAUAUUGUAUUUAUUAAACCGAAGUUGAUAAUACUUUUAUAAAUGCACAUUCAUUUUAGAGCUUGGGGACAUCUGGAUCUUGUAGCAAAUUUAUUGCUAUGUGUACCUCAUGUUGUAUUUGCCUGAGGGUUUUGGCAGCUCAACCUGUAUGACCUAGAAGGAGUAAAAAGCAGGUUUUUGUUUGUUUGUUUGUUUCUAUAGGUGAUGUACAGACCCAAUCUAAAAAAUCUUUGUAGAAUUCUGUAUGUGUUGCAUAAAAAAGAUUGUAUGCAAUUUCUGAGAUUUUUUGCUGUUUUUUCAUCUUUUCGCUGUUUUUUUUUUCAGAAAAAUCUUGUGCACAGUACUCUGUGAGACUAGAAUUACAAUACCAAAAGUCAAAAUUACUUAAACAGUGAAAAUAUAGACGAUCCAAGAGGCAGAAUCUAUCUUCUAUUCUUUAUAAGCUGAGCAAAUGUAACAGCAGUACUGAAGACAAAGAUGUCACUCCAAAUGUAUACAGUGAAUUUUACUUCCAAACAUGAUUUAGUUCUGAAAAGUGAUGUGACAGUUUUGCUCAGUAUUUCUGUAGCAUUCAAAAGAAGAUUCAGUAACUCUUUUGAUGAUUCAUAUCUAAAUAUCUUAUACUCUUAUUGACUACUCAGACCAACACAGCUAAAAAGGGAGAGAAUGCACAAACUGGAUUUAUUUUCUUGUGCAGACUUGUUUGUUAGCAUUCAGAGAGCCAUUUGGCUACUUACACAAUUUUAAGUCAGCUUGCACAGUUGUCACCAACGGCAUCACUUUUGGGGCUUUUUUUUUUUGUGGGGUUUUUUUUUUUUUCUGAAAAGAAUUACACAAUUGUAAUGAGGACAGUUUUGCAGUGAGAACUUAUAUUGCAAGAAGUGAAGCGUGCAUGAGAAGUAGUGCUGGUUUACUACAGGAGCCAAGAUUGGAUAAUUGGUGUGCAUACAUACACAUACAUGCGAUAUGUGUGUAUAUAUAUAUAUAUAUAUAAGCCAGAACAUCAAGUACUAAUAAAUUAAGAAUUACAACUAGUCUAAGUGGAAUCUCAUACAGGUUACAAUGUCUUAUGACAAGCAGUUACUCAAAUAACCAUUUGGAGUCCUUAGGUUACUAACUUUCCAUGUCUGUUUUACUUCAAAGCCUUUGAGAAGAAAUGUAAAGGGCUGCCAGAGCAGCGUAAGUAAAGUGUGUGUUGACUUUUCAAGCUUUGCCUCUUUCCUGUGGGAGACACCAUAGUUCUCAGUUUCUGGUAAGAAAACCACCGAGGUUCAUUUUUAGAACAACCAGUUCUGCAUCUGCAUUUAUCAACUUUUACGUUAAGGAAAGGAUGUUUGCCUGGGUUGCUUAUAAUAAAUGGUACCGGACAUAGCCAGUGGGAUGAUAACUGUUAUGUAAAGCUAAGGCUAUGGUUUGAUGCAACUGAAAUUUAGUUGCUUGAAACUAAUUUAACUGUUGUGUCACUGACAAGCGUAGUAGUAUUAUGUCUGGAAUGUAACCUCACACAGAGAAGACAGAGGAAAAAGGUGGCUUGCCAACUAUAUGUAGUUAUUGUUAAAAUGUGCACAAUGUUUUCUCACAAACAACAGAAAGAAAAAACCCUUUCAUGUUGCAUGAGGAAAAUUAAUAGAAACUCUUCAUUGAAGUUAACUAUUUGAGAGUUGUGUUUGUUCAUCCCUGUGAAAGGUACAGGAGUAACAUCCAGAAAGGCUUCAAAGGGAUGGUUCUGAAAUGGCCGCUUGAGAAAUGAUUGUGAUUAAGAAGAGAGUUUCAAGGAAGAUAUUGAUACUAGCGCAUCACAAACAGCAAUCAGUACAUUUAUCAGUUUAUUCAAACCAAAAUUCUUCUAGCCUUUUGUUAGAUACAAUUAUUUUACUUCCUUCCUCUAUUUUUGGCAACAGCAUUUAAGAUUAAGUAACAAAACUGUACUAAAUUAUUUUACAUCCAUCCUUGACCAUACAAGGUUAAUACGAAUAAUGUGAGAAUUUGGAUUAGCAAAAAUCUCAAAGCUUUUAAUUUGAAAUUAUUUCUUUGAUAAUGAAUUGCAAAAGAAAAGUUUAGAGCACAGCACAUAUUAGCGGCUCCCUGAGCUGCUUUGCUAGUUCUCCUGUCUGGCAGUGUUUAUUGUGCACAAGGUCAGAGUCUGAGGGAAUGCACUGAGGCCCCCUAGGUGGCCCAGCAAUGAACCACAAGGGCUAGGGCUCCAUUACUGGAUGGGCACCUGGGAAAACAGCUGCCCUCACUGUGAGCCAGGCAUCUGGCCAAAAGCCCAAGAGUAAGGACUGGAUGGUUUAACACAGAAGAGACAAAGGAGUGGAGCUGGCAGGGGCUUAGUAAAGGGGGCAAGAGAAGAGGAAGAGGAGAGCAAGGAGGACGACGACGACGAGGGAGGCAGUGCGCUCUCCUCGUCGCCGGACCCGCCGCCAUGUUCAAGAAGCUGAAGCAGAAGAUCAGUGAGGAGCAGGCGCCGCCGCGCGGCGCUGGGGGCCGGGCCGCCCCCCUCCAACCUCAGGUCCCUCCCAAGUCUCCUCCACUGUCUGACAAAAGAAGCAGAUCAUCUUCAUUGGCAGAGCAGAAUGAUGAAGGCACUUUAACACCAGACAAAGAGCUUCUAGCCGGGAUGAUAGCAGAGCCUGCUUUUCUCUCUGAGUAUACUAUCUUUGCUUUGGAUCCCACCAAGCAACCUAAGCCACAGAGUGACGGUGUGAAUUUACCUAAGCAGUCAAUUCCCAGGUCAACUGAAAACAAUGGAAGUGAACCAGCAUCCCCUCAGCCAAGUGAUGCUCAGUCUUUCACCCAGCGUCUUCAGCUCCGGGUUCCCUCCAUGGAGUCAUUGUUUCGAAGCCCAGUAAAAGAGUCCCUGUUCCGCUCUUCUUCUAAAGAGUCCCUGGUACGAACAUCCUCAAGAGAUUCGCUGAAUCGGCUGGAUGUGGAUGCAGCUGGUCCCACCUUUGACCCACCUUCUGACAUUGAAAGUGAGACUGAGGAGGUUUCAGGAAAUGCAGACAGCCUCAGCAAGGAGCAGCUGCUGCAGCGAUUGCGCCGAAUGGAGCGCAGCUUGGGCAACUACAGGGGGAAAUACGCUGAGCUGGUGUCUGCUUAUCAAGUUAUUCAACGAGAGAAGAAGAAGCUACAGGGCAUUCUGAGUCAAAGUCAGGACAAAGCACUUCGCAGAAUUGGAGAACUGAGAGAGGAGCUCCAGAUGGAUCAACAAGCUAAGAAACAUCUCCAAGAGGAAUUUGAUGCUUCUUUGGAAGAAAAGGAUCAACUUAUUAGUGUUCUGCAAACUCAGGUAUCGUUGCUGAAGCAGAGGUUACAGAAUGGUCAGAUAGGCAUUGAAUUACCUGAUCCAAAUAACCAGUCUGAACCACAAGUUCAAAGUCAAACAAAAGAAAUCAAUGCAGAAAAUAUUGUGGAACCAGGAAGCAAUGAGGGUAAUGAAGAUUCUGUUAAAACACUGGAAACUCUUAAUCAGAGGGUGAAGCGCCAAGAGAACUUGCUGCAACGCUGCAAAGAGAUGAUUCGGUCACAUAAGGAGCGCUGUGCCCAGCUAACCAACGAGAAAGAGGCACUGCAGGAACAGUUGGAAGAGAGACUUCAGGAGCUAGAGAAAAUGAAGGACCUUCACAUGGGUGAGAAGACAAAACUGAUUACACAGCUGCGUGAUGCAAAAAAUUUGAUUGAGCAACUGGAACAGGACAAGGGCAUGGUAAUUGCAGAGACAAAGCGACAAAUGCAUGAAACAUUGGAAAUGAAGGAGGAAGAGGUAGCCCAGCUACGUGCUCGAAUCAAGCAGAUAACUACACAAGGCGAGGAGUUAAAAGAACAGAAAGAGAAGUUUGAAAGAGCUGCUUUUGAGGAGCUUGAGAAGGCUCUGGGUAUGGCCCAAAGAACAGAAGAAGCCCGGAAAAAAUUACAGGCAGAAAUGGAUGAAAAAAUCAAAGCAGUAGAAAAGGCAAAUGAGGAAGAGAGGGUAAAUCUUCAGCAAGAGUUGACCAGAGUGAAGCAAGAAGUGGUUGAGAUUAUGAAGAAGUCUUCAGAAGAUCGUGUUGCUGAACUGGAAAAAUUACAUAAAGAAGAAAUGGCUACCAAAGAUCUGGAGCUAAAUGAGAGAUUGCAGGCCCAAGAAAGAGAGUUCCAGGAGAAGAUGAAGGCAGCUCUUGAGAAAAAUCAGAGUGAGUGCUUAAAAACCCUUCAAGAGCAAGAGCAACAGGAAUCCCUAGCCUUAGAAGAGCUGGAGCUACAGAAGAAAGCAAUACAGUCAGAAUGUGACAAAAAACUUGAGGAGAUGCAUCAGGAAGUAGAGACUUUUAAAACUAGAAUUCUUGAAUUGGAGAGCUCUCUUGCAAAGUGCUCACAAGAUGACAAAAAGCGUUCAGAGGAAUUAAGCACUUUGAUGGACUCUGAAAAAAAGCAGCAUAACAAGGAAGUGAGUGAUAUAGUUGAAAAACACAAGGAGGAAUUGGAGAAUGUGAAGCAGCAGCAGGAAAAGCUUUGGACAGAAAAACUUCAAAUUUUACAGCAGCAACAUGUAAUUGAAAUAGAAAAAAUGAGAGAGAAGCAAGAACAAGAAAUAGAUACGAUACUGAAAGAGAAAGAAACAGUUUUCCGUACACAUAUAGAAGAGAUGAAUGAAAAAACGUUAGAAAAACUUGAUGUAAAACAAACAGAAUUAGAAACGCUGUCAUCUGAGCUAUCCGAAGCACUAAAAGUACGUCAGGAUUUAGAACAAGAGCUCUCAGAAUUGAAAAGUAAAGUAGGUGAAGCAAAGCAAGAAUUUGAAGGAAAGUUGGAAGCAGAGAGGAAUCAGCACAAAGAAGAGGUUGAAAUUAUGUUAAAAGAGCAUGAGAUUUCUAUUCAAGAUGUUGAGAAGGUACUGAAGGAGGAACUGAACCAAAUGAAGCAAUCAUUGGAGGAGAAGGAGAGACUGCUGGAGGAAGCAAAAACACGUGAGCAAGAACUAAAGGAAUCCGCACAAAGAUCUGAAGCUGAACUUGUCCAAGUGUCUGCAAGGCUAAUGGAGGCUUCGCUAUCUCAGCAGAAUACUUCUAACGAGCAGGCAAAGCAAUAUGAAGAGGAAUUAGCAAAGCUCCAGCAGAAGCUGAUGGACCUGAAAGGAGAAAAAUUGCAACUUAGUGAGCAGUUAGUAAGAACUGAAUGCCAGCUGAAUGAAGUCAAGAAUGAGUUAGAAUUGUACAUCUCUCAGGUACAUGAACUGAAACAGCAAUUGCAAGAGCAAAGUGAUGAAAAUACCCAGAAAGCAAUGUCUCUAACACAACAGUAUGAAUCUCAACUGAAGGAUCUACAAGAAGAGGCUGAUAAGGCAAAGCAAACUCUAACUGAGAGGGAAAAUGACAUCGAACAUGUGAAGAAGGUACAGAACGAAGAAAUGGAAGAGCUUAAACAGAAACUGUUAGCCACGGAGGAGAGAAUUAGUACUUUACAAGGAGACUAUGAAAAUAAGCUAAAACGUCAGGAAAACAAAAUGGAGAAGAUGAAGCAGAAAUCAAAAGAAAUGCAGGAAACCUUCAAAAAGAAACUUGCUGAGCAAGAAUCUAAGCUAAAGAAAGAGCUUGAAAAUAAGCAAUUGGAGUUCAGUCAGAAAGAGAGUGAAUUCAAUGCUAAAAUGUUGGAAAUGGCACAUGCCAGCUCAGCCGGAAUCAAUGAUGCUGUGUCAAAACUGGAGUCUAAUCAGAAAGAGCAACUGGAGAGUCUUGCUGAGGCUCAUAAGCGGGAGCUGGAAGAAAUUAGCCGAAGUUGGGAGAAGAAACUCAAUCAGCAGGCUGAAGAGCUCCAAGAAAAACAUGAAAUGGAACUGCAAGAGAAAGAGCAGGAACUUGGAGAUCUAAAAGAGAAACUUGCCACCUUCAGUGCUGAGAAGGAGGGCUCAAGGACAGAAAUAACCCGAUUGAAGGAGGAACAGGUCAAGAGGAAUGAGACCCUGAAGCAAUUACAAGAAGAACUAAAGCAGUCCUUAGCUCAGAUGAGUGCUCUGUCAAAUAGUGAAAGUGGCCUGAAAGCACAGCUCCAAAAGCUGGAGGGUGAUCUUAGUCAGUCCCUGAAAGAGAAAUCAGGACUACAGGAACAGAUCAGUAGGCAGAAAGCAAUUGAAGAGAAGGACAAAGCCAGAAUUACUGAGCUGGCUGAUAAGCUGAAAACCCUGGAGGAGAAACUCCAAACACUGCAGUCUUCUCACAGUAAGGAUCGUGAAAAUUAUGAGAAAAAAAUUGAGGCUUUUCAGCAGCAAGAGACUGAGGUUAAGGAGCUUGUAGCACAAUUAGAUGCUUAUUGGAAGAGCGCUGAAGUUCUAUUGCAAACAAAAAGCAAUGAAUUAAUUGAAAAAUGUAAUGAAAAAAUUGGCAUAGUAACAUGCAAAAUUGCAGAUUGUGAGCGCCAAGCUACAAAAGUUAAAGAAGCAGUAAUUAUUAAAAUGAAUAAGUCAGUGCAACAGCUGCAAGAGAAGGACAAUGUAAUUAAGUCCAUGAGGGAUGAUAUUGAAGGACUUGUAACAGAAAAGGAACAAUUGCAAAAAGAAGGGGGGCAUCAGAAGCAAGCAGCAACAGAAAAAGAAACUUGCAUAACACAGCUCAGGAAAGAGUUAUCAGAAAAUAUCAAUGCUGUCACCUCACUGAGAGAGGAUCUUCAGGAAAAAGAAUCAGAGAUCUCAACUCUCAACAAAACAAUAAAUGAGCUUAAUGUUAGACUUGAAAGCAUGGUAAGUUUAACAGAGAAGGAAGCAGCCAUCUCUCUAUUAAGCACACAACAUCAAGAGGAGCGGUUGCAGUUGAUAAACCAGGUACAGGAGUUAUCAUCCAGUGUUGAGCUACUGAGACAAGAAAAAGCAUCAGCUCUUGAGCAGGUAGAUCAUUGUACAGCCAAGCUGUCAGAGUGGAAGACAAAAGCACAAACAAGGUUUACACAAAAUCAUGAAACUAUUAAAGAUUUGCAGAGCAAACUUGAGGUAAGCAAUACCCAAGCCACUAAAAAAGGCGAAGAGCUAGAUAAGCUGAAGGAGGAGCUGGCUCAGCAAGGCAAGGAUCUGGAUAGUUUAAAAAGUGUGCUGGAAGAAAAGGAAAACAGGAUAGAAAAACAAGAAAGCGAGUUAACUGCAGAAUUAAAAAUCCAAGCAGCAAGAGUUGCUGAAUUGGAAGAACACAUUGCUCAGAAAACUUCAGAAAAUGAUUCCUUGAAAGAGGAACUUAAAAGGUAUCAUGAACAAAAAGACAUGGAGCAAAAAGAGGUGGCUUGGCAACUCCAGCAGGCAGAGAAGGUUGCUUUUGAAAAAGACAGUAGACUUAAGGAGGCUGAAGAAAAAGUGCUCAAUCUUGAAAAUGAAAUAGGUUCUCUGAAAGCUGAAUGUGAAGCAAAAGAGAGAGAAUUUGAUCAAAUGAAAUCAGCAAUACUUAAAAGCAAAGAGGAAGAACUAAAAGAGUUAGAAGAGAGACUGAAUGCAGAGAACAGCUGUAAGCUGGCAGAUCUGAAAAAGAAGGCAGAGCAAAAAAUUGGUUCUAUUAAAAGGGAAUUGGUACGUCAGAUGGAAGAAAAGGAACAGCAAUUAAAACAAGAUAGAGAAAAUCAGGUAAGACAUUUGGAACAAAAAGUGCAGGAAAGAGAGGCCAAAAUUGAAUCCCUAGAAGAAAAGAUGAAGUCAGUAAGAGAUUCCACAGAAUUAGAGAGAGAAAUGCUGCAAAAAAUAGAGAGCACUAAAGCUGCUGUAGAGCAAGAAAAAAAUGAGGUAAUUAAGAGUGUCCAACAAACACACGAAGAGAAAAUUAACAAGUUACAGAAGGACUUGAUAGAAAAAAAUAAAUUGUUGCAGAAGUAUGAAAGCGAACAACGUGAAGGUAUAGACUCUCUUCUAGAACUGCAAAGCAAACAGGAAGAGCUUCUUAAAAAAUUGGAAUGUGCUGAGAAGAGACAUAGAGAGGAGCAGAGUGUGACUGAAGGCCUCAGGGAAGAGCUUGAAGAGCAGGCUAAAAAGUACUCCUUGCUAGUGGAUGAGCAUGCUCGGUGUGGUGGUGAUUUAGCAAGUAGUAGGGAAGAACUGAAAGCUAAAGAACAAAAAAAUCUGGGUAUGGAGAAUAUAAUGGGGGAUUUCCAGAAAAAAAUGCAGGAAAAAGAUGCAGUUAGUCACUCUUUAGAACAGAAGGUGAAAGAAUUGGAAGAUAAUCUAGCUAAGGUGAAUGAAGUGCACAAGACAGAGAUGGAAGAUAGAAGCUUGAAAUAUGAAGAAAAUCUGAAAAGUUUACAGCAACAGCUGGAGGAAAGAAAUGAUCGCUUGAAAGCUUUGGAAGAAAAUGCUGAAGAAAAAGCUAAAUCUGGUUUGGAGCUGCAGAAGUUACUGGGUGAUAUGCAAAACCAGCAGAAGGACUUGCAAGCUAAACUGGAGGAGGCUGAAAGGGAGAAACAGAAACUACGUAAAGAUGUAAACAGUCUUCAAAAAGACCUGCGUACUCUGCGAAAAGAACAUCAACAGGAGCUUGACAUAGUUAAGAAGGAGUCCUUAGAAGAAAUGGAGCAGAAAAUCAGAUGUGAACAAGAAGACAUUGAAUUAAAGCACAGCUCUACAUUAAAGCAGCUAAUGAGAGAGUUCAAUACCCAGCUCGCUCAAAAAGAAAUGGAAUUGGAAACAGCUGUAAAAGAGACCAUCAGUAAAGCUCAAGAGGUAGAAUCUGAAUUGAUAGAAAAUCAUCAGAUAGAGACAACACAGUUGCAUAAAAAAAUUGCAGAAAAAGACGACGAUCUGAAAAGAACUGUGAAAAAAUACGAAGAAAUCCUUGAGGCUCGUGAAGAAGAAAUGACAACAAAAGUUCAUGAGUUGCAGACACAGUUAGAGGAGUUGCAGAAGGAGUACAAACAAAGGAUGGCAGAAAAGGACCAUCGAAACAGUGAAAAUGUAACAAUAGCAGAACUUCAGGCACAGCUUGCACAGAAGACGACGUUAGUCAAUGAUUCGAAGUUGAAAGAGCAGGAGUUCAAGGAGCAGAUUCAUGUACUGGAAGACAGACUGAAAAAUUAUGAGAAGAAAAUGUAUGUCACAUCAGUUGGAACACCAUACAGAGAUGGAAAUCUUCAUCAUACUGACGUUUCUCUCUUUGGAGAGCCUACUGAGUUUGAAUACUUGAGGAAAGUGCUCUUUGAAUAUAUGAUGGGUCGUGAGACAAAGACAAUGGCCAAGGUUAUAACAACAGUCCUGAAAUUCCCAGCUGAUCAGACUCAAAAGAUACUAGAACGAGAAGAUGCGCGACCAUUGUUUGCCUCACCUCGCAGUGGUAUCUUCUGAAUAUUCCAUCAGUCUGUGCUUAGUUAGCAUGUGGUCCUGGCUAUGACCAUCCUGAAGAAAUCACAAUGAGAAUGUCUCGUAACAGUGCUGCUUAGAAAUACGUUUGUAUCUCUGUGUGUUGCCCUUUGAGAGCGGGCGAGAAGGAACGCUAUUAUUCAAGGUCACAAAUGGCACAGCAAGAACCAAAGCUCAGCACCACCUUUGGACCGUGAAUAUAGUUAAAACUGCCUUGACAAGAAACACUAAUCAGGGGUUAUCUGGGGAUGAGUCUUUUUUCUCUUCUAUUGAACACUCUCCUAUUUUGUGUUAAAGCUUAUUUUUUUAAAGGAGAGAAAAGACUAUCCUAGGAAGGAAUUGCCCAUUACUGUAUCUCUAUACAGGUUUCACUGGGUGUUUUUUAAGAGUUGAACUAAAUGGUUUGUCUCUUCUAUUUAUUUUUUUAUUUUUGAAUGAAUUGUGCAAUACAUUUUUGGAUGGAUAGCAGUUGAGGUGAUUUUUCCGGAUGAACUGGGCACUCUUGUUUGACUACUCCUCCACCGAGUUGAUCUUCUGAUUGUUUGCUAAAGGUCACUUCCUAUAUGCUUUUGCCUACAAUAAAUCCGAAUUGCAGUACCUCAUUUGUUUACUUCUAGCUUUUGUACUUAUAUUUUCUGGAAAAAAAGAAGUACAUUACUGUAAAUUGUAAAUAGUUAAUACGUAACUGUAUUAUACGCUGAUCUGUGACUGUUGACAGCACUAAUCUGACAGGAGCUGAGAUGAAAUAAAGUUUAUUUACUGUAUAAUUUUGGAA